Messenger RNA from Numida meleagris (helmeted guineafowl), 6745 nucleotides. RefSeq names its product multiple EGF like domains 6 (gene MEGF6). The record is from RefSeq and is a predicted model, not a curated record. Gene Ontology annotation, molecular function: scavenger receptor activity; calcium ion binding. The transcript has 35 exons. NCBI's taxonomy places the organism in Eukaryota, Metazoa, Chordata, Aves, Galliformes, Numididae. Bases 2289 to 6662 code for a protein of 1457 amino acids.
CAGAAGCGCUGGUGGUGCUUGACCAGAGCCAAGCUGGGGCUGGGCUGUGCAGAGCCUGGUGAGCUGCUUGGAUGCGAUGGCAAACGGAGACACCCACACAUGGCACCUCGGAGGAGCAGGGCCCCCUCGCUCCGACCCACGAAGCAGCAGCGGCGUUUGGCUCCGCGCUCUGUUUUCCCUUCUGAGCUAGCAGUAUUAUAUUUAGAAAGCAAAUCCUCCGUGGAUUUAUUCAGUCCUGGGCUUCUCUGCUCAUGCUACCAGGAAAGGAGCCAACUAGCUCCCGUGCCCGGCUGGGCGCUGUCUGACGAGCUCGCUUAACGCCGCCACCGAGUCCCUGGGUGGCACCAGCUCCCAUCUGUGCUCACUUGGUUUGAACCCGAGCUCGUGAGCUGCAGUGAGCGCAUUUCGUCUGAUCCGAGCUCUCAGCUGAUUCACCAUGACCAGGGCCGUGCUGAUUCAGGUGCCCGCAGAGCGUGGCCGCUUUGUUGGCUGUGGCUCGUAGCUACAAGCAGCACCACUCAAGCAUUUCUGCAUUCCUCAUUCCGUCUGUAGCAGAGGAGCUGUCUGAAGGGGCUUGGGUGGGUGAUGCUUUUUUGUUUCACUCCAACCACAGAGGUACAGGCAGCCCCAGGGAGCAGUUCUGCCUCUGUGCCAUCUCCUCGAGCUGCUAUUAUGGGAUAUUUUCUGAUACGGACCUGAAGGCUGCGGAAGCCUUUCCUAGACCCAUCAGCCAACACCAGGUCACACUGAAGUCCCAUCCCAGGGAUGGGAGCUCGUGUUUGCAGCAGCAUUAAGUCCUUCCUCAUCCUGGGCCAUCACCCCAAGCUUUACUCCUUUGCCUUCAACGUUCCCGAUUUGCUGUAGGGGUUUCUGGAUUGCUUUUGUGUUCUCUCUAUGGCUGUUCCCUUUUCAGUGGAGAACAGUCAGAAGAAACCCGGUUCAGGCUCUGGGUGGUUCUGGAUGAGUGAGGUUCAGCCAGUUGUGCUCACCCGAGUUCACCGACCCAUGUCUGUGUGUGGAGUGAACUGAAGGCACCUCAGCACUUAGCACGCGGUUGGACUACGAAGUCCCGCAUCUUCAGCUGUACUUUGUUUGGGUUCUUGCAAGAAUUUAGUAAGGCCAAGACUGGAUCAGAAUGGAAUUCCACGGGGAUGGCCCAGGCACUGUGUACAGAACCCCUCUGAUGCUGCUGGUCCCCCAGCUAGGAAGCCAGCACGACCUGCUGCUGCUGGCAGUGUGCUGCCAUCUCCAGCCACCGCCUCGUACCUCAUCAGCCGCAGUAAAUUAGGUGAGGAGGAAGCUCGGGCUGGCUCAGACCUGGCCAAGCAUAACUUAGGUCAUAAGUUUCUGUUCAAGCCUGAAGUGCUCUCGGUACACGUGCCGUCCCGCGGAGCCGCUCGGCAAAGCCUUGCAUGACUUUUUUAAUAGCAGCGUAAGGAAAUAGGAGACGGAACGAGUUUGUCACAUCAUUUGUUGAGCAGCAGCAGCUCCCAUAGCGCUUCUGUCAGCGGGAUGUAAGUGGGGUCUGCGUGGGGAGCUGCGCCCGGCCAGGAGGGGCUCCCAGGUCCUGGGGGUGGGGGAAGGGUUCUCUGGUUCGUGUUUGCAGCCAGGGAGCCGCAUUCCAAGCAAGGAUCAUUUUGUAUUGACAGCAUCCUCAUAACAUUGCUGGCAUGAGGGAGGCUGCCCAAAGCGUUUCUCGCAGUUUUGUGGCAUCGCUGCACGUCAGCACCACCAGAAGCAUUCGCAGGAAAAGCGUCAGCGCUGCUGGAACAUCCCUGCUGGAAGGGUGCUCCAAGGAGGGGUGCUCCAAGGAGGGGUGCUCCAAGGAGGGGUGCUCCAAGGAGGGGUGCUCCAAGGAGGGGUGCUCCAAGGAGGGACUGGGGGCAGCGACGACAAGCUGUGACAUCGGGGGGGGCUGGUCGGUCACCGGGCGCUCCGUGGUGCCCUGGGAGCUGCCCCCCGCGUGGAUCCAUCGGUUUGGGAGCACUCGUGGCCAGAGCCCACCAUCCUUCCCAGCACCCCUCCUGAACUCGGCUCCUCUCCGUGCUCCGGAACCGUGCGUGGAAUGCCGCUCAUGGCAGCUUCAACCGCAAGUUUUAAUUUGGAAUUUUACUACAGCCAAAUCAGACUUCUAAAAGCGGCGGCCCUGCUCUCUCACCGUCCCCCCCCCCCGCCGCCCCGGCUCAACCCCACGAGUUCAUUGUUUCAAACCAUUCCAGGAGCUAAGUGAGCCUUCUGAGCUCGCCUACUGGAAAACGCAGCGAGCUCUUCUUGCUUCGUGAAAAAGCAUGGGGCAGGAGCACUUUCGGAUGCUGCUGUGGUGCUUUGGCUUUUUGGGUGGCAUCCCCGGUGCUGCCGGCAAUCACUACCGUUACCAAUGGAGGAGCUGCUACCCCUGUUACCUGGGGCGUGCGGGAUACGGCGUUGGCCACACCGAGAUGCGAGCAGAUGUUGAUGAGUGCCAGGUCCACAACGGGGGAUGCCAGCACAGAUGUGUGAACACCCUGGGAUCCUAUUACUGCGAGUGCAAGCCGGGCUUUCGCCUGCACACAGAUGGCAGAACCUGCAUUGCGCUGAACUCGUGCGCGGUGAACAACGGCGGCUGUGAGCACGACUGCGUGCAGCUGACGCCCAACCAGCACCAGUGCCGCUGCCGCCGGCAGUACCGGCUGCGGGAGGACGGCCGGCGCUGCGCCCCACGGAGCCCCUGCGCUGAGAGGAACGGGGGCUGCACGCAGCUCUGCCGCGAUGUCCGGGGAGCAGCGCGCUGCGAGUGCCACCCCGGCUACCGGCUGGGCCCCGACGGCAGAGCCUGCCAAGAUGUGGAUGAGUGCUCGGCCGGGCUGGCCGCGUGCGCGCACCGCUGCCUGAACACCCACGGCUCCUUCGCGUGCGCCUGCAACCCGGGCUACGAGCUGGGCGCGGACGGCAGGCAGUGCUACCGGAUAGAGAUGGAGAUUGUGAACAGCUGUGAGACCGACAACGGUGGCUGCUCCCACGUGUGCCACCACAGCAGCGCCGGCCCCAUCUGCUCCUGUAACUCGGGCUACCAGCUGCAGGAUGACCAGAAGACGUGCACUGACAUCAACGAAUGCGAGGACGGCUCUCACUGCUGCAUGCAGGACUGCUACAACUACCCUGGGGGCUACGAGUGUGCCUGCCACGCCGGGUACCGGCUGCACGCCGGCGGCUGUGCCUGCGAUGACGUGGAUGAGUGCUCCUCCAACAACGGCGGCUGUGAGUACACGUGCCAGAACCAGGUGGGAUCCUUCCAGUGUGGCUGUCCUGCUGGGUACAAGCUGGAUGGAGACCGGAGGGGCUGCGUCCCCGUACAGGACCCGGUGGAAGCCCUGGAUGCUCGGCGUCCCAUCAUCCGCCCCAUCCCACACGUCGCCAUCCUGCGGGACGAGCUCGCCCAGCUCUUCAGCGACGACUACGAAGAGGAGGAGGAAGAGAUGGAAGCAAGAGGAGAGCACACGCUUUCGGAAAAAUUCGUCUGCCUGGAUAACACCUUUGGCCACGACUGCAGCCUGACAUGUGAGGACUGCCAGAACGGGGGCACGUGCAACGCAGAGGGAACUGGCUGUGAGUGCCCGGCCGGCUGGAGCGGGCUGCUCUGCAACCAGACCUGCCCGCCUGGAACCUUCGGCAAGAACUGCAGCCAGCUCUGCCUCUGCCAGAACGGGGGCACCUGCGAGCCCAGCACCGGCACCUGCCGCUGCCCGCCCGGCGUGGCUGGGAUCCACUGCGAGGACGGGUGCCCGAAAGGAUUUUUUGGGAAGCAGUGCAGGAAAAAAUGCAACUGCGCCAACCGAGGCCGCUGCCAUCGGAUCUACGGAGCGUGCCUGUGCGAUCCUGGCUUGUACGGGCGGUACUGCCACUUGGCGUGCCCCAGGUGGGCGUUCGGCCCCGGCUGCUCCGAGGAGUGCGUCUGCGUGCAGCCCAACACGCAGGACUGCGACAAGCGGGACGGCUCCUGCCGCUGCAAGCCCGGCUACCGCGGUGCGCGCUGCGAGAGCGAGUGUGAGCCCGGGCGCUAUGGGGAGGGCUGCAAGAAGAAGUGCAGCUGCUCUCCGGACACGCGGUGCGACCACAUCACCGGGCGGUGCUGGAAGGAGUGUCCCCAGGGCUACCACGGGGAGAACUGCGACCAAGAGUGCCCGGCGGGGCGGUUCGGGGCCGGCUGCCUGCUGCUGUGCUCCUGUGGCGGGGCUCCCUGCGACGCGGUCAGCGGGCAGUGCUCGUGUGCACCGGGAUGGACAGGGCACGACUGCGCCCAAGCUUGCCCAGAGGGUCGCUGGGGCCUCGGCUGCCAGGAGCUGUGUCCUGAGUGUGCCAACAAUGGCAGCUGUGACCCCGCCACGGGAGUGUGUGUGUGCCCACCGGGCUUCACGGGCAGCCGCUGCCAGGAUGCGUGCCCACCCGGCUGGUUCGGCCAGGACUGCCAGCAGAGCUGCAGCUGCGGGAACGAGGGACAUUGCCAUCCCGUGACGGGGACGUGCAGCUGUGCGCCCGGCUGGACGGGCCACGACUGCCGGAGGGCCUGUGCCGCGGGGCGCUGGGGCCCGGGCUGUGCCAACGUCUGCGAGUGCAGCGGCAGCGCCGGGAGCUGCGACGCGGUGACGGGGCGGUGCGCCUGCAAUCCCGGCUACACCGGCGUCCGCUGCGAGGAGCGGUGCCCAGCAGGACGGUUCGGGGCGGGCUGCCAGCACCGCUGCCAGUGCGAGCAAGGGGCCGCGUGCGACCACGUCAGCGGGGCAUGCACGUGUGCUGCGGGUUGGCGGGGGACCUUCUGCGAGCACCCCUGUCCGGAUGGAUUUUAUGGCAUUGAGUGUCAGCACGCCUGCAACUGCCAGAAUGGAGCCCGCUGUGACCACGUCACCGGGCAGUGCCACUGCCACCCAGGCUGGACUGGGCCCCACUGCAGCGAGGCAUGCCCACAGGGCAGGUUCGGUGAGGGCUGCAGCCAGGUGUGCAGCUGCUCCAACAAGGCCACGUGUGACCAUGUCACUGGCCGCUGUCUGUGCGCUGCUGGCUGGACGGGACCCACGUGCCAGCAAGCAUGCCCAGAGGGUUUCUAUGGGACGGGCUGCCACCAGCACUGCCUGUGCCAGAACGGGGGGACGUGCGACCCCGCCACGGGGCACUGCGCCUGCCCCGUGGGAUGGACCGGGCUGGCCUGUGAGCUGGCGUGUGCCGAGGGCCAUAGGGAUGGCUGCGGGCAGCGCUGCGCCUGCCUCAACGGGGGGGUCUGCGACCCACAGGGACAGUGCCACUGCCCACCUGGGUGGAGCGGGACCGCCUGCGAGAGCUCCUGUCCCGAGGGGCACUUUGGGGCGGGCUGCCAGGAGCGCUGUGACUGCGGGGACAAAGGGCUGUGCCACCCCAUCACCGGCGCCUGCCGGUGCCCCCCUGGCCGGAGGGGCCGACGCUGCGAGAAAGCCUGCCUGCCCGGAGCGUUUGGGAAGAGCUGUGCCGGCCGCUGCGCCUGCCCCCCCGGAGCGCCCUGCGACCACGUCACCGGGCGGUGCAGCUGCCCACCGGGCUUCAGCGGAGCCGGGUGUGAGACACCCUGCCCGCCCGGCACCUUUGGGGAGCGCUGCGCCCAGCGCUGCCGCUGCGCGGGACCCAGCCAGGACUGCCACCCCGUCACCGGUGCCUGCGUCUGCGCACCCGGCCGCCAUGGGCCUGACUGCGAGCUGGAGUGCCCGGCGGGUUGGUACGGCCCCGGCUGCGAGCGGCCGUGUGAGUGCAAGAACGGGGCCCGGUGUGAGCGCACCACGGGGACGUGCCACUGCCCGGCAGGAUACAUCGGGGCUGACUGCGGCGUUGCGUGUCCCACCGGCCACUAUGGUACAGACUGCGCGCAGCUGUGUGCCUGCGGGGAGGGGGCCACGUGCCACCACGUCACCGGGGACUGCCUGUGCCCACCGGGAAGAGUCGGUCCCACUUGUGAGCAAGGCUGCCGGCCGCAGCAGUACGGGGUGGGCUGCCAGCAGCCUUGCUCCUGCCGGAACGGAGGGCUGUGCAACGCCACCGAUGGCUCCUGCACCUGCGGCCUGGGAUGGACCGGGAAAUCCUGCGAGUUAGAGUGCCCACCCGGCAGCUUUGGUGCCGGCUGCCAGCUGCGCUGUGCCUGCUGGCACAAUGCCACCUGCGACCGCGCCACCGGUGCCUGCCGCUGCCCCCCGGGACGCUACGGGGCCCUGUGUGAGCACGGUUGUCCCCCAGGUUUCCAUGGGCCCGACUGCCAGCAGCACUGUGACUGCGCCCAUGGAGCUGCCUGCGACCCGGCCACCGGGCGCUGCCUCUGCCCUGCAGGGUUGCGGGGUCCCCGCUGCCAGGAAGGCUGCGAGGACGGGAUGUACGGCGAGGGAUGCCGGCAGCGCUGUGACUGCGUGGGGGACGUGCCCUGUGACCCCACCACGGGGCACUGCCUCUGUCCUCCGGGAAAAACUGGCCCCCAGUGUGACACAGCGUGCCCCCCAAACCGCUACGGCCCCGACUGCGCUCUCACCUGCACCUGUGCCAGCAGCGCCCAGUGCAGUGCCCGGACCGGCCAGUGCCACUGCCAGCACGGCUCCAUGGGCCCCUCGUGCCGGGAAGCUGUCCCUUCCCAGGUGCCCACCAGGUCCCCAGCGCUGCAGGGGAUGGAGCACUAGGUCCUGCCACCGCCGCAGGGCCCUGCACAAGUACACGACCCAGCUGGAGGACUUGUUCCUGAGCCACUCAAGUGACAAACAGC